Molecule: messenger RNA, 1541 nt
Organism: Schizosaccharomyces octosporus yFS286
Lineage: Eukaryota; Fungi; Ascomycota; Schizosaccharomycetes; Schizosaccharomycetales; Schizosaccharomycetaceae
Product: urease accessory protein UreF
Exons: 1
Coding region: 415-1116 (233 amino acids)
Molecular function (GO): nickel cation binding
Source: RefSeq, a predicted model, not a curated record
UUUUUUGCUAAAUUAUAUUUACAUCUUUGGUGCUUUCUUCAAAAAGUUCUUUUAGUCUACAUACCUUGAUUAAAGCAUGCUAGGUACCAUUGCCAAGCAAUUUAUUGUAUAAUGUAGAUAAAAGAUUUUCCGUUGUACAUGUUAUUUAUAAGUUUUAAAAAAAAAAGAAAGACAUACUGUUAGCUUUGGUUGUCUACAACUGAUCCACCGUACCAAUGGAUAACAUCGAUCUCAGACAAGCAACCGAAAUUCAUCUAAGCAAUCUUUUGGUGUAGUAUGUCAGUCUGUGCAAAUUAAAUCUAUCAUUCUUUAUUUUAAAUUUAAUUCCUCCUUAUUGAAUCCUCUUUAGUUGACUUUCUGUCUUGUUAUCAGUUCAUAGAGUACUUUUAUUACGGCCUUGAAGACACAUCGACGAUGAACCCUUCAGAAACCCAUCUGUCUUUAAUUUUAUCAGACGCUGCGUUUCCACUUUCUUCGUUUUCAUAUUCAUUUGGUCUCGAGUCAUACUUAUCUCAUCAACCCCGAAGAACUACGAGUGCCUUCUUUGACUUUUUACCAUUGUCACUAAAUUCAUUGCUGUAUACGAACCUUCCCACAGUUAAAGAAUCAUGGGAAACCCCGGAAAACUACUUGCAAAUAGAAGAAUUCUUUGAAAGCACCCAAACCUGUACGAUCGGUCAGAAAGUAUCGACCAUGCAGGGAAAGGCUUUACUCGGAGUGUGGGUGAAAUCGUUUUCUACAUUUAUGAUUCCAAAUGAAAUAUCAAAACUAUUAAUGAAUUACGAUUACUUGGUCCGUCAUCGAAAGGCACUCGGUCACUUCCCAGUGAUUUGGGGUAUCUUAUGCAGGGCACUUGGAAUUUCUUUAGAAAGGACAUGUUAUCUCUAUUUAUUAAAUCACACAAAAUCUAUAUGUUCUGCUGCUGUCCGCCUGGACGUAUUAAGUUCUUUCCAAUAUGUGUCCACUCUAGUACACCCCGAAACCGAAACACUUCUGAAAGAGUCAUUAAACGUUGCGUUAAGUCUGACAUUAGAAGAUACUUCACAAACUUGGUAUCCCUUGGACCUAUGGCAAGGGAGACAUAGUCUGUUAUACAGUAGAAUUUUCAAUAGCUGAAAACUUACGGUCAAAACUUGAAUAGAUAAUCGAUGCAAAUGUUCUAGCUUCAGAAUUAUGGGAUAUAGAUUCAAAAAAACUUUCCUUAACGGGUGAUUCAGUGAUACUGCCACUGAAUUUCGUGAAAAAGCUUAACAUUUUGGCCAAUCUAGCGUCCUCGGUAGGAAGAAAAGUUUUCAAAUGGGAUAAUAGUAGUCGCAUUUGUGUUGAGAAAAUAAGUUCUGCAUCUGCUUCUGUCACAAAAUCUUCGAGCUCAUCCAACAUUUGGGAAAGACCGCCCGUGACGACAUAUUUUUUUGAGAUUUCAGAAAGAAGUUCUUCGCGAUCUUGGGAAAAUUCAAAUUUAUACCUCAGAAAUACGUCGUUCAUUGUCCCUUCUAAAGAAGCAUAUAUAUUGUCUACUUUCAUAAUAUCCGUAGGGGAAG